AUGGCCUACGACUGCUACUGCGCCAUCUGCGGCGUCGGCUUUUGUGGAAUGCUCAUCGAGACUCCCUCAGAAACAGCAACUGAGCGUCGACGACGGUGGAUUGAAAAAAGAUCUCGGGCUCUUCAAGCGGGUCAGUCUAUCGACCAAGUUCCACAGGAAGGGGAAGAGCCCGUUCGCAGUUACGAUCCCAAGAUUGUCGGCUGGGAGAACGUAGCAUGGCUCUAUAAGGCAUAUUGUCUCGGAUACAACCCUCAAGCUGCCUCGGGAAAGGGAAACUAUGGCUCCGGGACUGACGAUACUCCCGGACCAGUCAUCCCCUUCCACGGAUGCUGCUUUGAGAUUCUGACUCGCGUUCUCACCGGCUCCACCGACAGCUCAACAAUCGAUAUGAAAGUCCUGUACAAUGUGAUGACAGAGUUGUCCAACGAAUCCUCCUCCGCUCUGCGACUGAACUAUGGCGACGACAUUCGGCGGGCGCAAGGCCGGUACUGGGAGUGCAUCCCCGGCGCAGAGGCAAGCAGCAACGAUCAAUACUGCACGAUUCAUCCAACCGAGACAUCUGGUUGGGACGACUUUCUCAAAACCGACAUGACCACCGAUAGCAAAUUCAAAAGGUCAUUCUUGCAAUUCGAUCUCAAGGGCCGCUCGCCCGCCAGCCCCUUCGGCAAGCUCCCCCUCGAACUCGUGUAUCAGAUCUGCUCAUACCUGCCCGGGGAUUCGCUGAAGGCAUUGACUCAGGCAUCCCUGAGCAUUCAGGUUGUCACUCAGGACAACUGGUUCUGGAAGCGAUUCAUCCAGUGGGAUAUGCCAUGGUUCUGGGAAUUUUACUCGUCGCAGAAUCCCAGGGAUUUGCCCGCCGACGUCAACUAUAAGCGUCUGUACAUGUGGCUCGACAAGAUGACCGCUGCUCGCUACGGCAUGGAUGACCUGGCCCUUAUUGGAGUGGCGAACCGCCGACGCAUCUGGGGUGUAUGUGAAGAACUGGCCAGUCAGUACCACAAGGCUGUGGCAGCAUCGUGA
Messenger RNA from Aspergillus fumigatus Af293, 1020 nucleotides. The record is from RefSeq and is a predicted model, not a curated record. NCBI's taxonomy places the organism in Eukaryota, Fungi, Ascomycota, Eurotiomycetes, Eurotiales, Aspergillaceae.